UCUGAAAUGAAGAAAUCCGGGAUCAUUAUUCCUAGUAUUCUCAACUGAACAAAACACAAGUAACCCCUAAUGAGAACGGUAUACGACUGGUCAUUGAAAUAGACACUAAGCAACGGAUACGAUAAGGGACACCAAAGCCCUAACUUAACUCCUCGUUUCCUACAAAGAAACCCUGCAGAACACUGAAAUACUCUCCGAAAAGUCUCCGGAGACAUGCCAACAGGACGAUUAGUCAAAAACAUUCUCAUUUGAGCUCUUGAAGGGCCUGGAUUCGAUCAAACAUGGGAGUAAAAUGCUCAACGCCGGCAAACAACAGCUGCGGUGAAUUAUUUUCUGCGGAUGCUUCAACGGUAGCAAGAUCAAGAUCAAGAUCAAGAUCAAUAUCAACACCAACACCAACCCCAACCCCAAUGACGCCAACCAGAACCUGGAAGCUGCCCCCAUACCAUCUGGGGGCACGGCUGGGCCCAAGAGCGAAUCUGAAUCUGAUCCUCGUCACGACUACGCUGGUGAACUUUCUGGAUCUGUUCCAACUCUCGUCCGUCCUGUUUGGUCUCCCUGAUAUCCGCGAGGCCCUAGGGUUUACUACCGAUGACCUAAACUGGGUGCUGAUCGUGUAUAAUAUCACCUUUGCCGCCUUUCUCCUGAUCGCGGGCCAGCUCGGACAGAAACUAGGCCUUGAAAAGACCUUUAUCGCCGGGACUUCGAUUCUCACCGUAUCGAAUAUCAUCAAUACUGCUGCGCCCAACAAAGCAGCCUUGAUUGCUGGCCGUGCUAUCUCGGGCAUCGGCGCUGGCCUGACUGCACCGAAUGGACUUGCAAUCUUGAGCCGGACAUUUCCGGAUGGCGAUGCGCGAAACAAAGCACUGGCGGUUUAUACUGCGUGUGCUCCUCUUGGAUCUACAAUCGGCACGGUGAUCGGGUCUCUCCUUGCGUCAUCAUCCGCCGGAUGGAGAUCCAUUUUCUGGGUCUGUCUUAUUCUCACGGGUCUUGCAAUGGUCAUGGCGUGUCUUUUCCUGCCUGCCUUCCCGAAAGACAAGGACAUCCCCAUCGAUAUCCCAGGCACCAUCGUUUUCACCGCAGGCGUCGCGCUUCUAGUCUACGGGCUCAAUGACAGCUCGCGGAUCGGAUGGACGGCGCCGUCUGUGCUUGUGGGGAUCAUCCUAGGGGUUUGUUUGCUGGGCGUCUUCGUCUUCGUCGAGACCCGGGUGUCAAACCCGGCGAUCCCAAAAUAUCUGUGGAAAUCCCUGCCGUUUUUCCUCAUGCUCGUGGCGGUUUUUGCCUUUGGUGGGAGCUUCAGUUCCUGGUUCUUUAUUUCGACGCAGUUAUGUGUGAAUCUGUUGCGUUAUACUCCGGUUCUAACGGCUGUUUACUUUUUGCCCGCCGCGUUCUCUGCGAUUGCGAGUGGUGCAUUCUCAGCCCCCAUGGUCAAAUUCCUCGGAGAAAAAGGAACGCUCGUCAUCGGACUGGGUGUCACUGCUGCCGGUGCGGUAGCAUGGGCAUUUGCUACCCCAGCACGUGCAGGGGGAACCGGCCACGGAGAGGGAUAUUGGUACUCCAUUGUCGCGGCGAUUAUCUUCGUGUGUGGCAGCCCUGUGGCGAUGGUCCCGGCACAGAGCGUCCUUCUCCGACAAGUGGAGGCAGGGAAUCAUGCCGUUGCCAGCGCAUUAUUCAAUACUGCCUACCAGGUGGGUGCGAGUGUUCUCCUUGCCGGAGCGAAUGCCUUGAUGGAUGGCAACCAAGAGACAGUCGGUGGGAUGACGAUGGUAUCCAUGGACGGAUAUCGCAAUGCCUUUUGGCUGCUCACGGGCGUUGUUGGCGCUGCGGCGGUUGUGGUAGCGGUUUGCUACUGGCCUCGAAAGGGCGAAGGGCCCCGAGCAGACGGACAACAGGAGGAGAUGGUAGAAGCUAAGAAUUGA
Aspergillus ochraceoroseus IBT 24754 is the source of this 1919-nucleotide messenger RNA. RefSeq names its product MFS transporter. Gene Ontology annotation, cellular component: membrane. The transcript is spliced from 5 exons. Lineage: Eukaryota; Fungi; Ascomycota; Eurotiomycetes; Eurotiales; Aspergillaceae. The record is from RefSeq and is a predicted model, not a curated record. Gene Ontology annotation, molecular function: transmembrane transporter activity. Bases 282 to 1919 code for a protein of 545 amino acids. Gene Ontology annotation, biological process: transmembrane transport.